This is a messenger RNA of Branchiostoma floridae (Florida lancelet), 2967 nucleotides long. Its product is annotated as trichohyalin-like. NCBI's taxonomy places the organism in Eukaryota, Metazoa, Chordata, Leptocardii, Amphioxiformes, Branchiostomatidae. The record is from RefSeq and is a predicted model, not a curated record.
UUCUUUUCUGUACGCGGAGGAACAUUGACAGCUAUGUGAACAGGCACCGGCUUACAAUAACAAUCAAAGUGCAUAGGAUUUAGGCUGAUGGGGAUGCAUAUUUUUCAAUCGCUUUCCUAUUAAAGAAAAAGCCGUUUGUGCCUUAUAUACGGAGAUUGAAACAAGGUGUCUACAGAGGUGAUAGAUACCACCAAACUCCGGGACUUGUCAGAUAAUGACCACAGCAUUCCCCUACCCUCCUCGACACGUGGUACCCACGUCUAGACUCCCAGCAUCACGGAUUCCUGCGCCAUCAGACAACAUGAAGAAACAGGAUCCACAGCAGAGGUUGGUAGGGAACACACGGUCUCGGCUGGAGGUACUGCAGCAACAGUAUCAGCAGAAGCUGCUCAGGGAACGAGAAGCCAAGAUGAUCGAAAUUUACCAAAAGAAUCAGCAGGCAGCUCUCUCGAAGGUUAAUCGGCAAACAUCCUUGAGAGACUUCUUCAAAGAGCGAAGAAACUUAGAAGCUACAAAAGGAGGAGCUGUGCCUAGCAUCCAGCACCAUUAUAAGAACAAAGUGAAACAACAGAACCAGUUUGGCUACAAGAGCAAACAGCCAGUCUGGAAUCCUGCACGUACACGUAGGGAACCUGAGGCUGAGCGGAAACCUUGGUCUGGCAUCAACAGGGGGAAUCCACUGCAGCCCAUCCAGAGGCAGGCAAUAUCAGCCGAUGAUCGCUAUCGGCAGCCAGAUCCUGAUGGACACUAUGAAACAAGUGAUGACUUGACCAGUAACCACAGCAGCAAUCCUCCGAGUGACCUGGAAGAUGAGGAUGUUGAAUUCAAAUUUGUCCCAAAGCCCCCAGUGCAGCAGAGACCCGGUAAGGUACGUCAAACCCGGCGAACAGCAAAACAGGACAUCUCCAGAAAUGAUGUUAAACAAUUUAGUCCAGAAGAUGAUGGUUACUACAGCAACCAGCAGGAGGAUGGUGGUAAUCCUGCCAGAGAAUCUGAUGACCAGCCACCAACUAACUUUGCUAAAGCAAAGCUGCUAGGGAAGAUCAAGCAAAAGGAACGGGACAGAAUUGCUAGUAGGGAGGGAACCUUUCACUCUGAUAAUGGGGAAAAACAGUCAGUUGCAGACAAAGAUCAGCCCAAUGAGGGUGAGCCUGAGAGGAAAAACAAAAGAGAUGUUUUAAAGCAACAGGAAGAAGAACUGAUGGCUCUUCUGAGACAGAGACAGGAUGAACUAGAAAAACUGAAGCGGGAAAAUGAAGAGGCAGAAAGACAGGAAGAGGAAAGAAAACAGAAGGAAGCCCAGCGCAGAAGAAGGCUGCAGGAAGAGAGGCAAAGAAGGGAAGAGGAACUGAGGAAGUUGGAAGAAGAGGAACAAAAAGAACCUGAAGAGGAAGGGAAUUAUGAUGAUCCAAAUAGCAGCAGACUGGAAGAGGAUGAGAAUGAGAAUGAUUGGUACCAGAACAGAGGGAUGGAACAUGGAGAGGACAAUGAGAAGGAAGAUGAUGAGGACAGUUGGUUUCAAAACAAAGAGAAGGAAGAGCAAAAUUUGAAUGCCACUUAUACAAUGAAGCAGAAAGAAAAGCAAGUUAAGCAUGAAAUGCCUAAGAAAGAACAUCAGUCACAAAUACAUGAUGAUCAGAAAGAAGCAAAACCCAAUGAAGAUUUGGCUUUUUACAUUGAUGCAGCAAAAGGUUCUGAGGAGGUAUCUAUGAACCUGACUCCAUGUCCUAAUUGUGGCAGGAAAUUUGCUGUUGAAAGACUCGCCAAGCACCAGGCUUGUUCAUCCAUGAAGAAACGUAAAGUCUUGGAUCCGACGAAGAUGAGGACACAGGGAACAGAGAUGGAGAAGUAUGCAGAUCCCAGAGACAGGAAACCAGAGCCUUCCAGCAAGAAGGCUGACUGGCGCAAGAAGCGUGAAGAUUUCAUCCAGGCGAUCCGCUAUGCUAAGAAGGUGGCAGAAGUGGAGAAGAAUGGUGGGAAUGUAGCAGACCUCCCCCCUCCCCCACGCAGCGAGAACCCAGACUACAAGCAGUGCCCAUACUGCCAGCGCAAGUUCAACCAAACUGCUGCGGAACGGCACAUUCCAAGGUGUAAAGAGAUAAAAUCUCGUCCACCCCCCAUGAAGCGAAGAUAAGAAUGUCAGCAGUAACCUCACAGUACACGAGAUUGACAUCAUCGAGUAUCAUAAACCACAAAAAUGUAUAUCAAAUAUGUACCAGUGUGAUCUGUUGAGUUAUUGCAGUAUGUUCCAGUAGUUGUAAAGUUGGUUGUUUUGAAUGAUCCAUAUCUAUGGACAGUACUUCCUGUUUGGUCAGCUGUACUGGGGCUUGUACAUGUAUACAGCUGCCAACACUUGUAUGUGAUAUAUAAUUGAAGUGAAGAAUAAUUAUGUACUUCAGCAUCACUUGUAAUUAAUCUGAGGUUGUCAGACUAGGACAGGUGAUUGCCCAUCCGUUGCAGCUUGGAGUGGUCAAAGCAGAAUACACAACAUCCUGGAGUAGUCCAGUGUAACUCAGAGAGGUGGAAGAUGGCUAAUGAGAACAUGAAAGAGUGGAUGUGUUGGUUUAUCAUAGUCUGGCAACCUGGUUGCCUGUUGUUGUGAAAUUAUGCAUGUAUCACAAGUUACAAUUCAUUAACACUAAAUAGUGGUUUAGUAUUUGUAUUGUGUAAGCACUCUUACAUCAGUACCUCACUACAUGGACUGUUUGUUGCAUUGGAUAUAUCAUCAUACAUAUACUGUGUUUUGUGCAGUUCUCUAAGAAGAUCAUUAGAGUAGGCAUUAUUGCUGAAUUUGUACAAUAGAAUGUGUAAAUAGCAAUGCUAUCCAAGAGAGCUGGAGUUUAUGUGAUAUUGUAAAUGUGUCAAUGUCUUUAUGCACAUAACAAAGUGACUAGAUUUUUUAACUAUGCACUCUUGUGAAGAGUAUUUACUACUGUGAGAUGAAAGCAACUUGAAAUCCCCAAAAAA